GUUGAUGUAAAGAAAUUGGAUUACAGAUGCUCCCCUCAUCGGCUUUUCUCAAAUUUUUCCCAUAUGAAUGGGGCGCAGAAAGAGGUGGUCAAACAAAUGGGGUUCGGCACACUACUGGGGAUGAAAGAUUGUACCGUUAGAAGAAAUCUCAUAACAUGGUUGGUGUCCUGCUUCAACGUUGAAGAUGGGAGUUUGGAAGUCCACAGUAAACAAUUUAAGUUGGAUAGUAAAAUUUUUACCGCUACCAUGGGGGUUAAGGACGGAGUUCAAGAUUUAGUGGACAGUGUUAGUGGCGAUGAGCCGAAUGAUAAGGGGGAAAGAUUAUCUUUGUCAGUUCUAGAGUUCAAACUAAAACAAAAUCAAUCAACCAACAUGUCUUUCAUUCGAGACUUCCUUUUGUUCCUUGUGUCCUCCUUUCUGAUGCCGAAAAAGGGACUAAAAAUUUCGCGAGAUUUCGACGGUCCUAUACUUGCCAUAAAAGACAUUGCAACUGUCUCUCGGGUUAAUUGGGCCUCAAUGUCUUACAAGUUUCUGUGGAAAAGCCUUCGACAGUUUCGUGCCAAACCAACCCAGUUUGUGGGAGGAUGCAUCUACUUCUUGCAGGUUUUUUAUUGUCAUCACGUUGCCUGGAAGGAAGGCUAUGUCGAUAGAAGCCUGUGCCCUUUAAAUGUUUGGUCCGAAGAUGAUUUUAAGGCCGUCCUUGAUUGGGUAGAGCAGCAAGGGGGGUUUCAGUCAAACACAAUACCAUUGUUAGAAUUGCAGGAUGGGUUGGUUGAGUUGAAGUUGCCCGCUACGAUCUCAUCCCUAUGUACUAUGGUUGCAUCACUGCAGAAGAAAAUGAUCGAUCAAGAGAAUCAAAUUGUUAAAUUAGAAGAGGUGAUUCAAAGGAAAAUGUUUAGUGAAUUUGAAAGAUUACGUAAAAGCUUCAGUCGUUCAAUAAGUUCAACUGCGGGUGGUCCUGCCAUUCCCGACUCCCGGAAAGAGAAGGAGGCUCACGGAGGGGAUGGAAGGAAGUUCAUGGACGACCCUAUAGAGGGGAACCUUCAGUUGAACAAUGGGACAAGUUGGACCAAGGUUUUGAGUCGGAGUGACCCAAUGUUGAUCGAGUGUGGUGCUGGUUUUAUGGAUGAAGUUGAAAAUUCUUUUGCAAAAGCUCCCGUUUCAUACAACGACAACAACGGUGUGGAAAUGGAGCAUGAUUUGAAUGAUUUUCAACCAAUGGCUGCACCCCCUAGUGAACAGAACGAUGUGGUAGAAGCAGCUACUGAACUGGCUGCUUCGCAGACUAAGUCGACAGGUUCCGACAAGGAGACUAAAGCAGUGUCAGUGAAAAAAAGAUUAUUCAAAACAACUGCUCAACGUAGACCUGUUGAGAAGGAGAGGGAAGGGGUGAACAGGGGAAAAGGGAAGGAAAUAGUGUUGUAUAACAUUAUUUCUGAACAUAAUAUCGAUGGUGGUACCGGUGAUCGCGUCAUUCACGAAAUAGAGGACGAUGACGACUUCAACAUUGAUCCUGCCAUUCGUAAGAGAGACGCACAACUAUGCAAAGAGGACAAGUUAUUUGAGAAUAUGGUCGCCACGUAUAUGGGAAGCGACAGCUACCAGGUUGGGGCAUUUAAAUUCAAACAUUCGGUAUCCGUGGCUAGUUUCCAGCUUGGACUGUUCCUUUUUGAUAACAGUUUGUCAUUGAGGGAUGUUUUGGUGGAUACUCACGUGGUAAAGGUGGAGCGUUGGUACUUCAGAAGCCUCAGACCAGAAGGUCAUGUGGAUGUGAAGAUUAUUGAUGCUUUUGGGUCUGUAUUACGAGGAAGAUAUGCAUGUGAUGUCCCCCGACUUGAAGAUAUGAAGACUCUCAUUUUGCCAUCCUUUGCCCCCCAUAUGCAACGUGGUCAGGGUGGGAAGUUUUGGGAGACUGGGAGCUUUGACUUCCUCGGCGGAGAAGUGGAUGCGACAAAGUUACUAAAGAACGUGGAUAAGAUCUUGGUCGCUUUGAAGGACGUGGAAAACAGUCAUUGGAUACUUUGUAUUUUGGACAUGAAGAGGAAGUUCGCAUCAUACUGGGACUCUAUGAAGACCGGAUGUUCGAAAAUGCACAGGAUCCAUUUGCUUAGUGGAAUGUUGAAUAAGCUAGAUGACUUGCUACUGUCGUCGAUGGAUGAUGUAUACGUAGGUCGACCGGUGUUCAAAGUUUUUGGUAUAGUCCCCGCUCCACCACUACCCCAGUAGGAUAAUGGCCAUGAUUGUGGUAUUUUCGUCAUGCACUAUAUGGAGUGCAUUGUAUUUGGACAAUCUCCUCGCACCACCUACAAGGUUGACCAUAGUGAAAGAUUCCGGUUAGCAGUCAAUAUUCUUACAUCCGAGUCAAACAGGCUGUGUUUGAAGGCCGCACGAGAUGCGGCUGAUUAUUACAACACAUGUUUAAGUGAACGUAGUCCAAGCUUAAAGAAAGGUGUUUGUCUCCCCCCAAGUCAUUCACCUUCCAUUUCCAUGCAUUCUGUGAAAAAGGGAAGAGGCCAACCCUGGUCUAACCCUCGUAAGAGAAAGAGAAAGCCAUGAAUGAGUUCCACCUUUCCUCAGUUGUGUUUGGUAGUAGGCGCUGUAGAACUAACAUGUAGGAGUUCGUUUUUUAUACCAAACAUAUUCUACCCCGUCUCACUAAAUUAAUCGUUAGUUUUGUAAAUAUUUUUUGGGAAUCAAUUUAUGUUCAGUGGGGAUGUUUUUGUUCUCCUUGUAUUCGCACAUAUGUGGAAUUAGAAUUCCAAACAGAGGACGAUUUCACUAUGGAAAUUUUUUGUAAUUCAGUGAAAUGAAUGUAUUUUAUGGUGGGGGUGGAACGAGAGAGGAAU
This is a messenger RNA of Humulus lupulus (European hop), 2846 nucleotides long. RefSeq lists its product as uncharacterized. The transcript has 9 exons. Lineage: Eukaryota; Viridiplantae; Streptophyta; Magnoliopsida; Rosales; Cannabaceae. Bases 64 to 2226 code for a protein of 720 amino acids. The record is from RefSeq and is a predicted model, not a curated record.